AACUAAUUGACGUGCGCUUUCACCGUAUUUCACUGGAUGAUCAUCGAUCGAAUCCUGAAGCCUGUACAAGAGAUUCUCCGAUAAGCGGGAAGGACCUUAUAAAAAAUUCGUGGUCUGUGGAUUGUCUAAUAGGAUAAGCAUUAAACACUGCAACUCUAGUGUUCUGGCUAAUUUUUACAGAUUGAAAAUCCAUUCCAGACAUAUAAAGAUCAAAGUCAGUAAGUAUUCUUUGCUGUGCCAUUGUUCUCUGCUUCUGCACACAAUGCUCAAGAUCCCAGAACAUCAGGUUGCAGGUCACAAAGCCAGUGAUGGACUGCUUGGCCCUCUUGUAGAUGAUUCUGGGCGCUUUUACAAACCUCUUCAAGAUGAUGAGCGUGGCUCUAGAGAAGUGACCUUUUACACAUCCUUCUCUUCCAAUACAAGGGUUCCAGAUCACAUCCGCAGAUUCUUUCCCAACUUCUAUGGAACUCAACUUUUAGAGGCAUCUGAUGGAUCUGGGUUGCGACCCCACCUUGUAUUGCAGGAUGUUGUCUCCAGUCACUUGCAUCCAUCCAUCAUGGACAUUAAGAUUGGUUCCAGAACAUGGUACCCACAAGCACCUGAGGACUAUAUCCAGCGUUGCCUUAAGAAAGACAGAGAAACCAGCAGCUUGUCAUUGGGUUUUAGGAUAUCUGGCUUGCAGGUGCAUGGUAACAAGGAAUUGGGACACUGGAAACCAGAGAGGAAGGUUGUCCAGAAGCUUACUGCAGAUGAGGUUCGACUGGCUCUGAGAAAGUUUGUUUCUUCUAACUCUUCUGCUGAUCCAUAUGUGGUACCAGAUAGUCUUUUUGCAUCUAGUGUUUAUGGUGGUUCUAGUGGGAUUUUGGCCCAGCUAUUGGAGCUGAAGGCAUGGUUUGAGGAUCAAAGCAUCUAUCACUUCAAUUCUUGCUCAGUUCUCAUUGUGUAUGAAAAGGAGUCGGUUCUGAAAGGAGGACCUUCAGGUGCUCAAGUUAAACUUAUUGACUUUGCUCAUGUUGUGGAAGGCAAUGGUGUUAUAGAUCACAACUUCUUGGGCGGGGUUUGCUCUUUGAUAAAGUUUAUCUCUGAGAUUCUUACCACUCCAGAUGAAUGCUUAACCACAAAUUGUUUGCAGGACUCUGAAAGAGCCGUGCUUACAAUGGGGACAGCAACGGGGAGUGAACAGAGCAUUUAUAAUGCCUAAGGAUUUAGGCUCAAAUUCCUUUUACACCUAAUUUUUGCGUUGAGGUUGACAAGACUGUCUCAGGGAAUUUGCAUAACUGUCUCAGGGAAUUUCCAUAGACUUAUUGAAGAAAUUUCUCCUUGGAAUUCUAUAUUGCUAUCGUUGUAGUUCUGGCUUAAAAAAGGAAAUAAUCCAUGGAUGUAAAACCCGUAUGGAGUUCAUUGUUCGGAGUCUCCAGAUUUCCUGUCAUUGGGUGGAAAGAAGAAAGCCUAUGCAAUAUGUUGUUAAUUUGUUA
This is a messenger RNA of Manihot esculenta (cassava), 1475 nucleotides long. RefSeq names its product inositol polyphosphate multikinase alpha. Bases 263 to 1201 code for a protein of 312 amino acids. NCBI's taxonomy places the organism in Eukaryota, Viridiplantae, Streptophyta, Magnoliopsida, Malpighiales, Euphorbiaceae. Gene Ontology annotation, molecular function: inositol tetrakisphosphate kinase activity; inositol-1,4,5-trisphosphate 3-kinase activity. The transcript has 2 exons. The record is from RefSeq and is a predicted model, not a curated record. Gene Ontology annotation, cellular component: nucleus; cytoplasm. Gene Ontology annotation, biological process: inositol phosphate biosynthetic process.